GCCGGCUCGAGAGGUCGGACGCCCGGCGGGGCCCCGGCCGGUGCGAGCGCCCAAUCGGGAAACCCAGAGUGCCCAUGGCCGUGGUCCUGGGAGGCUGCGGAGCGUGGGGGCCGAGCGGCGGCGACUUCGGGAUGCCGCGGUGCCACGACGAGCGGCCGCCUCGGCAGGCCCCUUUCAUCGACGUCUGCCUGGCGCCGGGCGGCCGCUGCGCGUGCGAGGAGCGACUCCAGCGGCAGCUGCAGCAGGGCUCAGCGCCGGAGCCCGCAGGGUGCGCGCCGGAGCAGUGCUGGCGCGUCAGGGUCCCGUGGUGGUCGCAGUCGGGGCUCAUGCUCCCCGACAACGUGCACCAGCAGGUGGCGCGGCACGACGGCGGGGACUGGGGCCUCCGCGACACGCCGCAGGACCGGGCGCGCACGCCCUCGCCGGAGCCGUGCUACGAGAGGGCUACGGCGGCAGGGCUGCUGCCGCCCGUGCUGCGGUUCGCGCCCCCGCUGCACGGGGCUUCGCUGAACGCCGCGGCGGAGAUGCCCUCCGAGGCCCCGGACGUGGCCCUGCGCAGGACCGACCGGCGGCAAGGCCCCGAGCGGGUUGCCGGGCCCCGGCGCAGCGUGGCCGGUGGCGCGCAGGUUGCCGCGCGGGUGGAGAACAGCGACGAGGACUGGGAAACCGGUUCUCACGUAUCCGAGUUCUCGACUAGCUCGCUGGCCUCCUCCCGAGGCCCUCGACGAACCAGCGGCCCCGUCUACGUGGCCGAGCACCUUCACUGGCUCGAGUCCCAGGACCCGAGCAAGGUCUUCCGCCUGAAGAGGAUCCACAAGCUCGGCUUCGACGCCCCGGGCAUCCUGGAGGCGUACUUCAAGCAGUGGGGCCCCGUGGAGCAGGUGCUCCUGUCGAACACGCCCGUCGACGCUCGGG
Molecule: messenger RNA, 915 nt
Organism: Prorocentrum cordatum
Lineage: Eukaryota; Dinophyceae; Prorocentrales; Prorocentraceae
Source: the annotation of a GenBank genome assembly